Salvelinus fontinalis (brook trout) is the source of this 2222-nucleotide messenger RNA. Its product is annotated as stonustoxin subunit beta-like. The record is from RefSeq and is a predicted model, not a curated record. The coding region runs from base 269 to 862 and encodes 197 amino acids. The transcript has 4 exons. Gene Ontology annotation, molecular function: protein binding. NCBI's taxonomy places the organism in Eukaryota, Metazoa, Chordata, Actinopteri, Salmoniformes, Salmonidae.
AUGCUGUCAAGUCACAGAGGAAGGCUGUGCUUCUCUGGUCUCAGCUCUGAGGUCAAACCCCUCACACCUGAGAGAACUGGACCCGAGGAACAAUGACCUGAAGGAUUCAGGAGUGAAGCUCCUCUCUGCUGGACUGGGGAAUCCCCACUGUAAACUGGAGACUCUGAGAAUAGCAGGAGACUCAGGAGUCAGACUGCUCUCUGCUGGACUGGAGGAUCCACACUGCAGACAGGAGAAACUCAAUGUGGAACAUGGUGGAGAGCACACAAUGAAUCCUGGGCUUAGAAAAUAUGCCUGUGAUCUCACACUGGACCCAAACACAGUAAACAGACUCCUCUCUCUGUCUGAGGAGAACAGAAAGGUGACGGAGAGAGGAGGAGAGGGGAGAGAGGAGCAGCCGUAUCCUAAUCACCAAGAGAGAUUUGACUACAGGAAGCAGAUGCUGUGUAGAGAGGGUCUGACUGGGUGCUGUUACUGGGAGGUAGAGUGGAGUGGAUUAAGUGCUGCUAUAGGAGUGACAUAUAAAGGAAUCAGCAGGAGAGGAGAGGGUGAGGACAGUCUGAUUGGAUGGAAUGACAAGUCCUGGAGUCUGGUCUGCUCUGACAACAGUUACAAGGUCUGUCACAAUAAUAAUCACACGACCAUAGACGUCCCCUCCUCCAGCUCCCACAGAGUAGGAGUGUAUCUGGACUGGCCAGCCGGCACUCUGUCCUUCUACAGAGUCUCCUCUGACACACUGACCCACCUGAACACAUUCUACACCACAUUCACUGAGCCCCUCUAUCCAGGGUUUCUGGUUUAUGACUCCUCAGUGUCCCUGUGUCAGGAGGUCCCUGUGUCAAACACAACUUGGACCUGCUGACGUCAUCUGAGCGCGACUUAUGUUUGUUGUUGGGUGCCGUUGGAAGCUGAAAGCUGAACGAGAGGUUCAUUGUUUUUGUAAAGCUGACCGUGUUUUUAUAUACUUUUAUUUUAUGAUUGAUCCUGCGGCUCUGCUGGGCUUUAUAUGCUGUGAGUGCUGCUGUCUGUCCCGGCUAUUGUAAUGUUUUUAAAAUUGUAUAAACUGCCUUAAUUUUGCUGGACCCCAGGAAGAAGAGAUGCUGCCUUGGCAGCAGUUAAUUUGGAUCCAUAAUAAAUACAAAUAGAAAAUAAAAAUACAACAUGGCGUUUCCCUCUAAUCAAGGUUCAGUAAGACACUCUGGAGCAACAAUGUAGAAUAUCUCUCUAGUGUGUAAACAUAUGAUUGUAAAUAUUAAUGAAUACACACCAUUGAAGUUGACAGACAUUGUCAACUAGAGUCAUUCAUUAAUAGAAUGAAUCACCCCACUGUGUUGUAAAAACUGGUUUCAUUUAGAAAUAAUUUGUCUUGUUGUUAUUGGGCUUCUUGGUGUUUGAAAAUAUUGUUGUCUGUAGAAUGUUUCUUUGCCAAAUUCUUGACACAACAAAAUUGUUUCUGUAUAAACUCAAUUCCACUGAAUGAAAUGUACAUGUGACAGAUGUGACUAAUAAAAGAGAAGAAGAGAGGUGUAAAUGUUUUAAUAUUGAUCAGAAUAUGACAGUACAGUAAAGGAGUACAGUAAUAGGGGUUGUGUUCAGUACAUAGAAAAGGGUCUUAUUCAGUUGAAAAGGAAGCUGUUAUGAUCAAACACACACACACCUUAACUGUGUAAAAUGUCACCUUCAAUGGGGUCGUAGCUGUAUCUUAGUAGUGUUUUUAGUGAAUCUCCUUUCUCUAUUGUCUCUGGUACAACACCCUCUGUGGGGUCAGAAACAUUCAGGGGAAGUGGAAAGAGAUCCUGUGACAUGAUUUCCUCUUUUUUACAUGCAUUUAUUUUAAGCCUGCUAGGUUUCUGGUUGUCCACAAUGAUGACUCCUGUGUAAAUACACACCCUUGUUACGUUGCAGCAAGCAGCUUCAGGAAGUGAUACUGUGUAUUCAGUUUUCACAUUAUAAUAUGCACUAUUCUGUCAUUAUAAUGUACACUAUUCUACAAACAUAAUAUACACUAAUCUUUCAAUAUUAUAUCCACUAUUCUGUCAUAAAAAAAAAUAUAUAAAAAUUAUAAUAUCCAGUAUUCUGUCAUUAUAAUAUCCACUAUUAUGUCAUUAUAAUAUCCACUAUUCUGUCAUUUUAAUAUCCACUAUUAUGUCAUUCUAAAAUCCACUAUUCUGUCAUUUUAAUAUCCACUAUUAUGUCAUUCUAAAAUCCACUACUCUGUCAUU